This is a messenger RNA of Papaver somniferum (opium poppy), 1038 nucleotides long. RefSeq lists its product as uncharacterized. Bases 1 to 1038 code for a protein of 345 amino acids. Lineage: Eukaryota; Viridiplantae; Streptophyta; Magnoliopsida; Ranunculales; Papaveraceae. The transcript has a single exon. The record is from RefSeq and is a predicted model, not a curated record.
AUGGUGGUGGCGCUUUGGCGUAGAGAAGAUGCGUUGUGGAGGAAGACAAUGGUUGAAAAAUUUGGCGAAACAUUUACCGAUUGGGAAACUCUCCAACCCAAAGGUUCGAAAGGUGGUAGCUUGUGGUUUAAUAUCUAUAAAGAGCUUGAAGAUUUUAAUAAAAGUAUUAGAUUCAAGAUUGGAGCGGAUAAGGAAACUAGAUUUUGGGAAGAUUCUUGGCUUGGUGAAGGAAGAUUAUAUGAUAUAUUUCCUUUGGCAUAUGAAGCUUCAAGGACCAAAGAAUUUGUGGUGGCUAGUAUGUACGACGUUAGGGAAGAUGGUGUAAGGUGGAAGUUUAUGUCUAGGCAAAGAUAUUCUCAAACCAUUUCAAGUGAAGUGUUAUCAAUAUCAAAUCUUUUUUCUUUCAUCUCUAUUCAAGAAGGGGUUAUGGAUACCCGAAUUUGGGUUGGUAGUGAUCAUGGUCAAUAUACGGUAAAUGAUGGAAUUAAAGUCAACGACGAUCAAGGUGGGCCGGAUUAUCCAUCCAAUAUUUUUUGGAGUAAUGAAUACCCUCACAAAAUCAAUUUCUUUAUUUGGAUUCUUUCUCAUGAUCGAGUAAUGACGGCGGAUAAACUUUUACGAAGAGGUAUGGAUGUCUCUAGUGCUUGUCAUUUUUGCGAGGAGGACGAUGAAUCAAGUAUGCAUUUGUUUUAUGGCUGUUGGAGAAUGCGGAGAAUAUGGGACUAUUUUGUUGAAGGGUGUCAAUUUGGAUGGUCAUAUGACCCUAAUGUCAUUACAUCUAUGAAGACUUGGAAGUUUAAUUGGGGAGACGAAAGACUUGGUCGAAUAUGGAAUAACAUCCGGGUUGCUAUAUGGUGGUGUAUAUGGAAAGAGCGAAAUGUGAGAACCUUUGAAAACAAAAAGAAAACUUUGGCAAGCCUCAUUAGAGAUAUCAAAUUGCAAGCAUUUUUUUGGGCCGAAUCAAAUACAAAAAUGUUGGGGCUUACGGCAAAUAUGGUGAUUUCUCUAUGGGAUUCAUUAUACCGGCUUCCGUCAUAA